AUGAAAAUCGUAAACGGGUUGGAGGUCGAACUAGAACAUAUUGGAAUUAUUAUAACUAGUUGUCCCAAUGCACAUGGAUAUCGGAGCGCAACUUGUAAUUAUUGUCCAAAGCAUUGGGGACGUGAUGCCCAGGGGAAAUGGAAAAAGCCAAGUACUGCUGAAGCAACAAAUAAUAUUCUUGUAACUUCGGAAUUCAUUGACCUUACUAAUCCAUCAAUUUUUCCUGUUCCUCGACCGCAAACAUCGAUGCGUAACAAUAUAACAAAUCAAAAUCAGUUCAGAAAUGUGAAUUAUAAAACUCGGGAUUUAAUAGAUAGAAUGUUUGAAGAACAUGGUGAAAGUUAA
Funneliformis caledonium is the source of this 345-nucleotide messenger RNA. The record is from the annotation of a GenBank genome assembly. NCBI's taxonomy places the organism in Eukaryota, Fungi, Glomeromycota, Glomeromycetes, Glomerales, Glomeraceae.